This is a messenger RNA of Pedinophyceae sp. YPF-701, 1443 nucleotides long. The record is from the annotation of a GenBank genome assembly. Lineage: Eukaryota; Viridiplantae; Chlorophyta; Pedinophyceae.
AUGCCGCGGAGCCCUUCGCCGGAAGACGGGCAUCGCAGGUCUGAGCGGUCGACGAGGUAUGCCGACCGCAGGGAUGACCGGGUGCGUCGCGACGUAGACCGGCACGAGCGCCGGAGGAGACGCUCUGGCAGCCGCGAGCCGAGGGACGGGAGGCGGGACAGCCCGAGGCGGGACGAUCGGCGCCACGACCGCCGCCGCGAGGAUUCACGGCGGUAUGACGAUCGCAGGGACCGGCGGGGCGACGGCCGGCGUUCAAGGGACCGGAGCAGGAGCCGGAGUCCUCCUCGGCGGCACGACUCGUACGCAGACCGACACCAGGACCGCGGCCGCGGGCCGCCGGGAUCACUGGGGGACAUACCAGAGCUGCACAGCAUACACCGGGCGACGGUGGCGGUGGCGAAGACGUUCGGGCUGUUCGUGAAGCUGGACGGGUUCCGGAAGCAGGGGCUGGUGCACCACACGCAGGUGGACGAGAUGUGCCAGCUGGCGCGCAACGACAGCGACGAGGACCGCAUCUCCGUGCUGCAGCACUUCGCGCCGCCGGGACAGCGCGUGUGGGUCAAAGUGACCGAAAUCCAGGCCGGGCCGCAGGGCGAGCGCGUCGCGUGCUCCAUGAAGGCGGUGAACCAGGACGACGGCACGGACAUGGACCCGCACGGGCUGAUCGGGGCCACGCACGCGGACACGGAAGCGUUCAAGGAGCGGCGGCGCAUGGAGGCGCAGGAGAAGCGCGCCGAGGAGGACGUGCCCCCGGAGCUCAACACCAUCGUGCAGGGGGAGAUUGCGUCGAUCCGGCCGUUCGGGGUGUUUGUCAAAGUGGCGGGGCUCCGGCGGUACAUGUUGGUGCACGUCAACGCGAUCAGCACCGCGAUCAGGGUGACGAAGGAGGACGACGACGAGGAGCGCCUCGCGCAGAUACAGGGGCUGCUGUCGGUGGGUGACUCCGUGUGGGCCAAGGUUGUGGAGGCGGAGCCAGACACGGGUCCGCGGGGCGGGUGGAAGAUCGGCGCGAGCAUGUUGGCGGUGAACCAGCAGACGGGCGAGGAUUUGGACCCCACGGGGCUGCACCACCGGCCGCGCAGGAGGGGUGAGGAGGAGCUGCCGGUCGGACACGUGGCGGGGCAGUUGAACGCGCAGCCGGGCGGGCCGCAGGUGGUGGAGUGGGCGCACCUCGGGGCGGACGUCGUGCAGUACGGCGGGCAGCAGUACGACCUCGUGGCGGGGUGGGAGGGGGAGGCGUUCCCGGAGCCGCCGCCGCUCCCGGGGGGCUCGCGGGUCGCGACGGUCGGGGACGCGCUCGCGGUGCUGGACAGGGUGCGCGGGGAGCGGGAGAAGAAGGCGCGCAAGGAGAAGAAGGAGAAGAAGGAGAAGAAGGAAAAGAAAGAGAAGAAGGACAAGAAAGACAAGGACAAGAAGGACAGGAGGGACAAGGACAGGCGGUGA